This is a messenger RNA of Equus caballus (horse), 3165 nucleotides long. The record is from RefSeq and is a predicted model, not a curated record. NCBI's taxonomy places the organism in Eukaryota, Metazoa, Chordata, Mammalia, Perissodactyla, Equidae.
AUAUAGAAAAACAAAUUAUAUUGAAAAGAUGAUUUAUGCCCCUAUAAGAAUGUUGACAGGGGAAAUGUAAAACCUUAAAUAUGUAUACCAAGGGAUCUGCUUGUCGAAAAGUAAGUCUGGUUUGCAACUAACUACAAAAUGUCUUUAAAGCACCUUUGAGAAGCUGAAGCACUCUGUGUAUAAUGCGGAUAGUGAGAAUUAAAAUAACAAGACUAUGAAACUGACAUUUAUGGAUCCCUAAUAUACAUGAGGCACACUACUGAGAGCUUUUCACUAGUAUUUGCUUUAUAGAUAAAUGACCUCAUUUAAUCCUAUUGAAGAAAAAAUAAGAUAGGGAAUAAGACGGGGAUUAUCAGUACUAUUUUUAAAAGAAUAAAAUUGAAAAUCAGUAAGUUAAGUGACAGAUCUGCCAGUAGGUGGCAGAGGUGUGUGUGAUUCAAACCAAGAUCUGCUCAGAAAUGGCGCACAGGUGGUUAAAACCUUGCACUUUUUGUCAUUCUACACAAACUUCCUUAGGGUACAAACUUAAAGAAUUACUUGUUUAAGGGUCAAAAUCAAUGAGAUUACAUAUCCGUAGAAAAAACCUGACUUGCAAUUUUUUAUCUGUCCUUCCCAAUGAGCUGUGUCUAACGAUUAAUUGUUCAUCACUUUUUAAAUGCUUAACAUGUAAAACAUUUUAACUCUAAUUUGAAGAUCUCAGAAACUUUAGUUCAAUUAACUCACAGGUUAAUUUUUUUUUAUGAUGUUGAGUGCUGGAACAAAAUACAUUUGAGUAAGAGAGGAGGAAAGCAGAACGUUUAGUUACCUCUAAGAAGACCAGCUGAAGCCUUUCAGAAGUAGUACUUUUAACAGAGUAAAUAGGUGUGAAUUAUCGUCAGCUUUUAAAACUAAGUUUCAGAUUUAAGAAAAUGAAGACGAGGGGAAAUUUUCAGCUUCAAAGGGUGAUAGGAUAUUUCCAUGGAACAAUUAUUUUAUUCAGUAUCAUAAUAGGUGCAGGUAUAUUUCUGGCUCCUAAAGGGGUAUUAAAAUACUCCUCGCUCAAUGUGGGGGUCUCCCUAAGUAUUUGGGCUGCCUGUGCUGUCGUGUCUAUGGUGGCUGCUCUGAGUCAUGCAGAACUGGGGACCACUUUCCCUAGAAGUGGAGCACAGUAUUAUUUCCUCAAGAGAUCUCUUGGACCCCUUAUUUCUUUCUCCUAUAUCUGGGUCAAUCUAUUUGCUUCCCCGGCAGGAACUGCUGCACGGAGCUUGCUACUAGCAGGCUAUAUCAUACACCCUUUCUAUCCUGGAUGUUCUGUUCCUGAGAUGCCAAAGAAAUGUUUAGCGUUGGCCAUUGUAUGGUGUUUGGGAAUUCUGAAUGCUCGAGGAGUAAAAGAAGUGACCUGGUUUCAGACUCUCAGUACCGUUGUGAAGAUGGCAGUGCUCUGCUUCAUCUCUCUAACUGGAAUCGUGCUGUUGGUGAGGGGUAGAAAGGAGAACCUAGCUAGAUUUGAGAAAGCGUUCGAUGCUGAAGUUCCAGAUGCCUCGCAGAUUGCAGAAGCCUUCUUACAAGGAUUAUAUGCAUAUUCAGGCUGGGGAGUCCUUGUUCGGAUAGCAGGAGAGCUGAAAAACCCUGGUGAGAAUAUCCCCAAAUGUGUGAUUACUGCACUCACCCUGGUGGCUCUGAUCUACUUAUUGGUUAACAUUUCCUACCUAGCAGUCUUGACUCCAAAGGAAAUCAUGUCCUCAGAUGCUGUUGCUGUCACCUGGAUGGAUAAAGUAAUCCCUUCUAUGCAAUGGGCUAUUUCCAUUGGUGUUUCUUCCUCAAUAUUUAGCUCCCUUAAUUGUACUGUAUUUUCAUCAUCAAGGGUACUGUACGUUGCAAGUCAGGAGGGUCAGCUACCAUUGAUCCUCUCAACUCUUAACGUCCACUCCUGUCCAGUGGUCGCUGUGCUUCAGAUGACCAUUCUUGCCUCCUUUAUAAUUAUUCCCUCAGACUUAAUCCUUUUAGUAAACUAUGUGGGAUUCAUAGACUGGCUCCAACUUGGGCUAAUGAUGACGGGUUUACUUAAACUGAGAUUCCAGGAGCCCGACCUACCCAGACCUUAUAAGGUAAUUUGAACCACCAAAAGAAAAUAUCCCCUUUAUCUUUCUAAAGAGCAUUUUCUACUCUUAAUACCUUGUUAUUAUAUCUAGACGUAAAAUCUCCAGCCCAUUAUGAGACCAUUUUAGGAACAUUUGAUCUAGAAUAUGAAUUUUCUAUUUCUUGGUCCAUAAGCUUCUUGGGCCAUUUUCAACUUGAAAUCUCAGAAGAGAAAGUGCGAGACUGGUCCUUAUUAGAAAAAGGAGAAGACCUUUAAGAUCUUUUUACAUUACGGCAAAUACAACCAGUGAAAUUUGAGCCAAAAGGGACCAUAUGUGGGGUACAUAAGGUUUGCACUAGAUCCCAGUAGAACAGACUGCCAGUGUCCAGGACCAAUGAUUAUUUGAGUGUCCUCUUACUGGUGCAUCCUCAGAUUAUCUUCUAGAGGCUCUAGGCUUGCCUAGGAUUCCUCAGGCUCCUCAACUCAAAUGCCAUCAAGGUAUAAGCUUCCACCAUUGAUGGUCAGUAUAGAAGGGCUACAUUCUAGACAGUUGUGAAGGAGUGUAAUUUCAACCUGCUCAUCUUUCAAAAGCUUACAUCAGAGGCAGAAUAUCUGUGGAGGGUUUCCUGAGAGCUAAGAUUCUGUUGAUUCCUCAAACCACUAAAAUCUCUCUCUUCAUUAGCUAUCUGAAAUGCUUCAUGUAAGCCCGUGGAAUAUAUUUUUUUUCUUCUGAUUGUCUACUCUACCCCAUCCACCUAUACUAUGGAUUUAACCAAAAUAUUAUGUUUAACCAAAGAACCUCUGGCAGCUCAUUCUUGUACUUCUUGCAGGGAGAUUGUUAAGAGAUACAUUUCUACAUUAUGCAACAGUUUCUCUAUAUGUAGAUCCACUGAAGAAAAUUCUUUCUAAUAUUUGUAUCAGGAAUGCUUGUGUUUCUAGGCAGUUUAUUUAGUUUUGUUUACAGAUAACUGACCUUAGUAAGUGCCUGCCUCCCUUUUCAUAGAGGCUGCUAGAACGCUUAAAGCUAAAUUAGUUGUUAGCCACUAGCUUGUAAAUAGGCUUAGGAAGCACACCUUGCUAUAUACCAGUCAUUAUUGUUAGGUCGA